Molecule: messenger RNA, 1548 nt
Organism: Pseudocercospora fijiensis CIRAD86
Lineage: Eukaryota; Fungi; Ascomycota; Dothideomycetes; Mycosphaerellales; Mycosphaerellaceae
Exons: 2
Coding region: 70-1548 (492 amino acids)
Source: RefSeq, a predicted model, not a curated record
CCGUACAAAGUCUUAGACAUUCGACUCGAGGCGGACACAUUGGCUGCGCGUUCCUGCAGCACACCAACGAUGCCCACCUUCAAGUCUGCAGGCGUGUCUGCCACCCUCUUCUCGUGCGAAUUGAGCGACUCCAUCGCAGAUCCAAUUUUGCCCAGUGCAAAAGAGGCAGCGCGCGUCGCGUCGGCUCUCCGAACUGGUAGAACAUUGGAUGAGAAACCGAUUGGCGUCGAUGGAGGCUCGAGAGGCGUGCUGCGCUACAUCGGCGAGCAUGAGGACAUGCCAUUGAUGAUGGUCGAGGCUGGCGACCAUUUGAGGCGAGAUUGGCCUCCGGUAUCAGUGCCAGACUUGGAUAGCUCGUUAUCAAGCAUCGACUCUGCAUUGACAUCUCUUGGCCCAACUCCCACGCCCAGCCCAGCGAAUGCACAGCGCUAUCUAGCUCAUUCCCACGCGCAUCCAGCUCCCUCCAUUGAGCCAGUUUCCCCCCUGUCCGCCUUUUAUCGAACAUUUCCAAGCAAGCAGGCGCUUCGCCUGGCUGUCAAGACCCUGCCGGCCGCUCACGUUUAUACUGGAAGUGAGAAGCCAAAGUCCAUCGAAAUCGACCUCAAAAUCGAGGUCUUCGUCAAUGGCGACCUUGCAAACUCCGAAUUCAUCAACACAAAACGAGUGUCAAUGUCGAACGAACGAUAUUUCCACGGUACUAGGAUCGACACUCAGGUCGAGAAGCCAUGGGUGUAUGAUGCAUCCGCGCACCUACCCACAGCUACAGCAUCGAUGUCACCUAAGCAUCCAGGACCACGGCCAACUUCUGAAGACGGCGGGGAGGUCAACGCUCGCUGGAAGUCGAUCUCCUCUUCGCUCGCCACUGAGGCCUCCGCUCGAAGUGAUACUCCCACGGGAUCAUACCUGGACGCACUUGCUGCCGUUCCCAUUCCUCACCGGCUAGAAGGAGCCGAGCAGCUGGGAGUGAUUGAUGUCCUGGUCACUACAGGAAGAGGCUACAAGUAUGCACCUAAUAGAGGCUACAUCAAUCGGCCGACUAGAAUGGACAAUAGGAAGUCCAAGACUCGGAAAGCUCCUAGUGGAAAUGAGGGAGAUACCGCGCAACAGCCGCCAAGAAAGAAGAGCAAGCUGGACCAUGCUCCAAAUCAACUAUCCCACCCACAAGAUUCCACUAUAUCGAGCGACUCAGUAGCAGAGCUUGCUCAGGAAAGAGCGGACAUGGUCGUUGAUCAAGGCGCAGAUCCAGGCGGUCAUCUGAUGGGGUCCAUCGCUCGCCUUUCACCUCACAAGCCGCCUGUGAUCAGAGAAGGCUCGUCCUCUAGCACAGUCGAGCAAGCAGCGCCGAACCAUCCACGAGAUUCUGUCGAGCCCGGGAGCGAUGUCAGAGAGCAGAGCAAUGGCGAUACUUUCAUAGUGCCGGACGCCUGUCGUGGAAGCACGGUGACCUACGAUGCCAACCCUGCGUGUCAGCGACACGUAUCGAAGGUCCGACCUGGUUUCUUUGAGGAGAACCAAGUCGUCGUGGGCAUGAGAUACGUCGUGUUAUGA